UCAGCCAAAAAAUAUCGGGAUAUCAUAUUUUGCCCAUAUCGUGCAGUCCUUAUCUGAAUACAGACGUCGCAAAACCUCUACAUCCAGCUCUCCAACAAGAAGUUGACAACGAAGACCUUACGGAUGGCACAAGCAGGCGAUUUGUUCACUGAUGCAUUUCCAAUGCAAAAACCCUGACAACCAAUUGGAAUACAGACGCUGCAAACCCUCUCCAUCCAGCUCUCCGAGAAGCUGUUGACAACAACGGAGACCCUACAGAUAACACAAGCCCGUGAUUUUUUCACUUGCUCCAAAUUAAACGGUAAGGGAACUCAUUUCAGACAAAGCAUCUUUGCACUUUUGUUUUUUUCAAAGGCAUCUGAUGGGUUUGCACAAAUAGGAAGUAGGCUAAUUAUAUUUGAGGUUAUCUGGCACAACAUUGUAUUGGUUAUUGUUGGUGGAAUCAUUGCAUUUUUUUUUUUUACAAGCAGUCGCAGUUGAAAGAACUAAAAUAUUACUGACUGGCUAUGCAAACUGCAGCUUACUGAUGUUUCAUGAAUGGUCUUAGUGAGUUAAUAUUUCUUUUUAUGGAGUUUCUACAGAAUUUGCCUGUUUUGAGUAACCUUUGCCCUUAAGAAUUCAAUACACGUCAACACAAAAUAACCUUGUUGUCCUGGAGAUGUUUUGAACAGGCAUGCCAGUUUCAAGGCCCUCGGUCAGGACUCGAGUGUGAGACACUGCUUCAGAGACUAAAAGGGAAGGUGCAAGAGUAAAAGAAAAACAUCAGUUACACCAAAUAUGUCAAACCACUUGGGUGUCUUGAUCACAGUACACAUAAUCAUGUCUUUUAUUUUCUCUCUUACUACAGGCUUUUUACAAUGUAUAAUGGACUGCACAACUAAUUGCCCAAACAAGUUCUAGCUUUUGUGAGGGAAAAUAACCUUGAAAUGACGGGUACAUGAAUUGAUCCUGGCAAAAACAUCAAAAUGGCACCCAAGCAAAAUACACAAAUAAGGUAAAACGAACAUGAACCUUGACGUUCCAGUUUCUGGGGAGCCUCGAGCGCGAGGUUCAAGAGCAGUUGACUGCUCGAGCAAUACACUGCUCCUGAACCAGGCGCACGAGCCUCCCCAGGGAAGAUGCUCAUCUUCCGUUGAUGUAGUUGGCAACUACGGUCGUACUGACAUUUACAGCAAUAAGCUAAUAAUUAUUUCAUAUUAUAUACAACUCUUGGUUUUGUUUGUUAUUGCUGCGACCGUCAACGGCUGUCAUCCCAUCCUGGCCAAAAGAGGACGAAGGUUAAGGUUACUGACUGCAAGUCAUCGGCCUACAACUUAGAGGUUUUGUUUGUUAUUGCUACGACCUUCAACGACUGCUGUCAUCCCAUCCUGGCCAAAAGAGGACGAAGGUUAAGGUUACUGACUGCAAGUCAUCGGCCUACAACUUAGAGGUUUUGUUUGUUAUUGCUACGACCUUCAACGACUGCUGUCAUCCCAUCCUGGCCAAAAGAGUACGAAGAGAAUGGAUCGGGAAGACGUGAAGGAAGAAAUUGCUUCAUUUUUACCGGGCCUCUCUCUUGAAACCCUGACUUCCCUGCUGGGAGUGUUGGAAGAGAUUGGCGUGGAGAGCAGAGCAGACCUUGCCUUUGUAGAAGCGAAGGAUCUGGAGAAGUACCUCAGUAAAAUCCAGUGUCGCAGACUGCUGAACGGCAUUAAGAAUAAAGGUCUUCCACCAGUUGAAGUAGAAGAUCCUGUUGCUGUCGAAUCUCCACCCCUCACAAGUACUCCCUUGUCAAGUUCCGAAAGAACUUCCGAAAGAAACUCUUCCUUUUCAUCACCCACCUUGCCUGGCAGGCCAUGGUAUACUGACUUCCGGGUCCGAUGGGUAGAGAUGCCAGCAGCUAUUGGCAAAGCGACGGCAGAUGCAAAAAGACCAUCACCAGGGGACAGAAGAGACAUGAUAAAGACAGUGGUGGACCAAAUGUUAGCGCAUGAGCAAAACCCAACAAGAGCAACAUGCCACACGAUCGCCCGGAUGAUUGUGAGAGACUGGCCAAAAAGCUUUGCCGAUGUCGGACAAAAGGGAGAUAUGCUGGGAGACGGCUGCUACUCCCUUUUGCAACAAAUAAAAACAAGAGUGGAAUACAAAAAUAGGAAGCAAACUCUUCAAACUCGGCGACGCAGGCAGCACAGGCCCUCCAAUGUGGCGGCAGAGGGGGCAAUCGCAAUGGCCAGAGGCCCAGUAGACCAGUACGGUUGUGUACGGUGGUGUCCGGAAGAACUUCCUGCUGGAGAGACGGAGGCAACCUUGGAAGAAACAAAACAACAACUACUGAACAUCUACGCAGAGGGAGGGAUGGGAGGGGCAGAAACGGCUGAACAUCUGAUGGAGAAGACCUACAUCACCCAGCGCCAGUUCAUAAACGGGGUGCCUGCACCAGCCAUUCAUGAGAUAAAGGAGGAUUGGCCAUUCCUAUUCUCGCAAAGAGGCCUUUUCUCCCACUUCAGUCUGCUGACGGAUGUCUCAAUACAAACCAAGUAUGAAGAGGCUAUGAACAGCAAGGGCAGUACCAUCAUUCGCUUUUGCCAGCAGCUCAACCGUCCAGGGAUCGGGGACGUCCUCGCUAAAUACGAGCCAGAGGCGUCAGACAAGGCUGCAUGUGUCCUUCUGCUACUGAUGGCAUAUUUCAAAGAACCGAAGAAUGCCAUCAUGCUUGAGGCUGAUCCGUGUGCAACUGCCGCUGAUGUUGAGAGCACAGUGCCAUUGCCGAGCAACCCCUGCUUGAUUGUCCAAGGUGACAUGAUGAAGCCAACCGCAUGGAUGCUCAGCAUUGAACAGAAGGUUGUGAUGGGACCACACCACUCCUUCAGCAACGGAAUAGCUGCAAUGUUUGCAAGCUAUUAUUGCUUCAACCUGCAGUAUCCUGAGGAGGGCUCCUCCACUUUGGAGUUUAUCCAAAGGUGCUUCUUGAGCAUCAAUCCAGAGAGGGGCUCCAAAGCCAAGAAAAAGCGUGGGUUGAUGAACCCACAUGUGAGCACACUCUUGAGGAAGAUAUUGGACUUUGAAUGGAUUUCAAUGUAGGGUGAAAUGUGCCGUGAAUAACGGGUUGUUAUUGGUUAAAUGUAUUAAUGUUGAUUCAUUGUAUAAUUAAAUGUUGAAUUGAACAAAUUGCAUGUUUUCUUUGUUUUCCUUUUACUUUGGAUGCAUGUGUAUGAAGUUACAGUAUAUUGCAUGCAGGAUAUCCCUAUAUCACAGUAAUUCCAUGGGAAAGACAACUGUGAAGCUAUAGUAAAUUACUGGCUACCUAAUUGCAUUAAUUUCACAGUGAAAAUGUAAAAAUACAGCCAUUUAGUGUAAUGUAUGUACCGCAAGUUACUGUUAUAACACAGCGACAUAUUGCUAAAUCACAGCUUUUUAAUGGGUAUGACAACUUUGAAGAUACAGUAUGCAGUUGUACUUUUAUUGUAAUUAGCUGUGAUUUAUCUACUGUAAAUUACUGUGAAGAUAGAACAAAUUACUGUGAACUAUUUAAUGUAAAUUACUGUGAAAAUAGAACA
This is a messenger RNA of Gadus chalcogrammus (walleye pollock), 3536 nucleotides long. RefSeq lists its product as uncharacterized. Lineage: Eukaryota; Metazoa; Chordata; Actinopteri; Gadiformes; Gadidae. The coding region runs from base 1501 to 3060 and encodes 519 amino acids. The transcript has 9 exons. The record is from RefSeq and is a predicted model, not a curated record.